This is a messenger RNA of Salvelinus namaycush (lake trout), 2319 nucleotides long. RefSeq names its product BCL2 interacting protein 2 (gene bnip2). Gene Ontology annotation, biological process: apoptotic process. Lineage: Eukaryota; Metazoa; Chordata; Actinopteri; Salmoniformes; Salmonidae. The record is from RefSeq and is a predicted model, not a curated record. The transcript has 10 exons. Gene Ontology annotation, cellular component: cytoplasm. The coding region runs from base 613 to 2022 and encodes 469 amino acids.
GGGAGAUGACGACGUGUAUCUUAAUAACGGGGAGAGAAGACCAGUGACAGAUUGGAACUCUCCAACGAAAAGAGUAGAGAUUCAUUAUGAACCGUCGGGAAAUCAAGGUGUAUCGUGCUAAACAUCUAACGGAAAGCGAUUGAAUGUGUUUGAUUCGGUUUUCAUGGCUCGCAAGACAUCGUCAAAUCCACUUUAUCUAAGUUGGCGCUGCUAAGGACAGUUGGCUAACUAACUAGCAUUGUGGUUAGCAUUAGCUUUUGCUGGAGUCCAACGGAGGAAGGAAGGGGAAAAGUUGACUACGCACUGCUCGGCCACAAAGCCAAGUCCUACUGGUGGCUAGCGGGCUAGCUAAACAAGUGGCUAGCUGGUUGUUAGCUAGGAAGUUAGCUAACUUAGUUACGUCGUUUCUUUAAACCUGGCUCACUCAGUUUCACAACUAACUUCAAAGAAAAUAAUAGUGAACGUAUGACUUGUUUUGUAUUUAGCUACUACUAGAGCUAUCAGCUAACAAGCCAGCAGGAAUCUCAUAUUCAUAAACUGUUGCUUUUGGGUUUGAAGCAUUUGAUCCAGACCCUCUUUUGUCCAGACCCUGUUUGAAAGGAAGCAGCUGUGAUGGCUACAGAUAUGAUCGAGAGUGAGGUAGUGCUGAAGGCUGCGGGUGAUAACGUUAUGAGUCUGAACAAUAGCCCAGACCUAGACACACCCAGGAUUUAUGAGAGCCUGGGGGGACAUAUCAGGGACACUCCGAGCCCUUCGUCUUCGGGAGGAGAAGAGGAAGAAGAUUUAGAAGAGCUGCAAAACAGCAGCACAGAGCUUUCAUUGGAAAAUGGCGAAGAGGCCGCAGGAGCAGCGCUACAGAGGCCAACCCAAACAGGAGGUCCGCCGCAGGAAACGGUGACUCCAGAAGAACAGGAGGAAAGGGAGGUGGUGCCAUGCUCCACUCCCGUCAGAAUACCCCAGACAUACUCAACCUCUGGACAUAAUGGAAGUCUGGAGCGCCAGGAGUCUGUGGCGACCACCGAGGCUCGUCUCCGCAUGGAGGGGGUGGAACUUAAAGAGGAGUGGCAGGACGAGGACUUCCCCAGGCCCCUACCUGAGGAGGAAGAGGAGGACAUUCAGCUGGGUGAAGAUCUCUUCACUGGACGCUCUGGAGAAGGACAGUCUGCUUCUGCAGGGGGCUAUUCUGCUCUGAGUGGUGGUAAGAAGACUAAGAAGAAGCUGGCUGCCCCAGACAUCAGCCUGACUCUGGAUCGGAGUGAAGGAUCUCUGCUGUCUGAUGAGCUGGAUGAGGAGAGUACAGAGCUAGACCUGGAUGAUAUAGACACACCAUCUGACAACAGUAAUGAGUUUGAAUGGGAAGACGACCUGCCGAAGCCCAAGACCACGGAGGUUCUGCAGAAGGGGGUGGAGUCGGUCCAGGUGUACUCGGCCUCCGAGGAGCGGGAGGAGGGGCGGCGCUGGAGAGUGUUCCGUAUAGGAGACCAGGAACACAAAGUCGACAUGAAGGCAAUAGAACCCUACAAGAGGGUCAUCAACCACGGAGGUUACUAUGGAGACGGCCUGAAUGCCAUCAUAGUGUUUGCCGUGUGUUACAUGCCUGAGAGCAACCAACCCAACUACCGCUACAUCAUGGACAACCUCUUCAAGUAUGUGAUCGGCACUUUGGAGCUCUUGGUAGCAGAGAACUAUAUGAUAGUGUAUCUGAACGGUGCCACGUCCAGGAAGAAGAUGCCCAGUGUGGGCUGGCUCAGGAAAUGCUACCAGCAGAUCGACCGCAGGUUAAGGAAGAAUUUGAAGUCGUUGAUUAUCGUCCACCCCUCCUGGUUUAUCCGUACCCUCCUGGCCCUCACCAAACCCUUUAUAAGCUCAAAGUUCAGCCAGAAGAUCCAGUUUGUGUUCAACUUGACAGACCUUUCUGAACUGGUUCCUAUGGAAUACGUCUCUAUUCCAGACUGCAUUAAAGAGCUCGACCAGGAGAAACCCGUCAGAGUGGAGAUGGCAGCCAUGCCAGAGACAGAGUAAGACUACCUGGGCGGCUUGCUAGCUCUGCUCUGUCUGCUCUGCACAGCUCCAGACCGAUGACGAAUGUUCAGAACCACAGCUGAUCAGCCUUUACUGUUGAUAAUGUGUGUUGCAACUGGAGAGACUUAGAGAGCUAGCCCAGGUGCAGGAGAAGAUAAUUACCUUUCUGAGACCAUUCUCCCUGUUACUUUGUUACGACCCUCUCUCUCUUUCUCCCUUUCUCAUUGUUACGACCCUCUCUCUUUCUCCCGUUCUCAUUGUUACGACCCUCUCUCUCUUUCUCCCGUUCUCAUUGUU